Messenger RNA from Vicia faba (fava bean), 324 nucleotides. Lineage: Eukaryota; Viridiplantae; Streptophyta; Magnoliopsida; Fabales; Fabaceae. The record is from the annotation of a GenBank genome assembly.
AUGGACAAAAUUUUAAGUGAAUUAUUAGAGGAGCAUCGCGGCGAUAACGAGACUUUGAGUGAGAAGGAUGAUGUUGAUCCUGAUCAUCAUGAUUUCAUGGAUGUGAUGCUUUCAUUGCUUGAUGGAACAAUAGUUGAAGGAUUUGAUUCUGAUACUACAAUCAAAGACACAAUAUUGGCAUUGAUUGCAGGAGGGGUUGACACAACUAGUCUAAAUCUUACAUGGGGAAUAUAUUUGUUACUGGAAAAUCCUCAUGUAAAGAAAAAAGCAAAAGAAGAACUUGACAUUCGAGUUAGAAAACAAAGUUAUUAUGAAAAUAUGUGA